CCCGUCUCUAGGUAACGAGACGGGAGGGGGGCUAAACAGCGCGGCGGCGCGAGGCCGUUCAAGGCGGUGGCCUCGCCUCUCUGACCCUCUGACCCUCCCAAGCUGAGGAACGAUGGCCUUGCCGGCGCUACCGGGAAACAACUUCAACCGCGAUGUGGGAAAGGAGAAAUUCCACAAAACCCACCAUUGGGACUUUUGCAACAAUGUUCCUCUGCUGCUCAGUGAAGCAACACCUGGAUUAGGUGGAGACUCACGUCGUCUUCAGAAGCUGAAGCCUAAAUACACUGCUUAUCCUAAAGGAGACGGAAGCAAUGAACCAUCCUGGGCAGCUUUUGAUAAACAGGUAUUAUGUUUUGAUGCCUACUGGGAAAAUGAAGUGGUUGAUAGAAGCCAUGAAAACUACAUAAUAAGAUACUUUAAAAUCUACUUCUACCCUGAAGAUGACACAAUCCAAGUCAAUGAACCAAAAGUGAAAAAUAGUGGAAUGCUUCAAGGGGUCUUUUUCCGGCGUCAUCGGAUCCCACUCCCACCUCCUAAUGAUGAUCAGUUUUAUACUGUAUACCAUUUUAACAUCAACAUAGAAAUUGUCUUCUAUGGCUGGAAAUUCAAGAUUUAUAACUGUGAUUCAUUCACUGGAAACUUUUUGAAAAAAGUGGGAAUCAAAUUAAAUCCUCCAGGACAAUGUCCAGAAGAUCCUUACAUAAGGACACGGAAAGAGACGGUGGAAUGCAUGCAGCCCUUACGUCCCUAUGAGCCCUAUGACACUCUGAGACAGUUCCUCCUGAAUGAUAAGAGAGUUUUGCAUUUCUUCUGCCUGUGGGAUGACACAGAAUCAAUGUUUGGGGACCGUAAAGAACUUGUCCUGCAUUACUUCCUGACUGAUGAUACCAUUGAAAUCAGAGAGGUGUCACCCCGUAACCCAAACCGGGAUUGUUCGAACUUGUUCCUCCGAAGGAAUAAGCUACCCAAGUUUGGCCCACCUGGAGUCUGUCAACCAGGCCAGAUCACAGAUCGGAUAGUUCUCAACAUGUAUGGUAACUUGUCAGAGAUAAGUAACUUGUUGAACAACCGAGGUCCUGGUUACAUAAUGGAUAAGUGCCAGCCAGCAAAAGUAGACCAAGAGUUUUACAAAGAUUCUGACCUGAUUGUAGGAUCUACCAUCAAUGUGUGGGGAAGGAAUGUGCUUCUUUGUGAUUGUGAUGAAUUUACGAAGUUUUAUUAUAGAACUAAAUAUGGAAUUGAAGAGUUUGCUUCGGUUUCAUGCAAGCCUCCCCCUGCUCCAAAAAUAGAGAGGAAAUAUCCACCUUACACCGGCUUUGGUUCUGAAGAGGAUUCGCUCCGUUCUUGCAUAGGUCUCAUACCAACACCUCCUCGGAAGAACUUCUUGAAGUCAAUGGAAGGAGACAGCUAUGGCAACAUAAGCAAUACACUCCGGUUUUUUGCAAAGCUAGAGACAGACAGAAUUCCUGAAGAUGAUAGGAUAUUUGUUCUUGCAUAUUAUCUCGGUGAUGACACCAUUUCAGUGUUUGAACCUUUAGAGAGGAAUUCAGGGUUUACUGGUGGAAUGUUCUUGAAAAGAAGUCGUGUUAAGAAGCCUGGACAGGAAGUCUUUAAAAGUGAACCAUCAGUUUACAUCAAGUCUGAGGAGCUGUAUAUUGGCGUCACAGUGAAUGUGAAUGGCUACCUAUUUAAGUUGCUCAAUGCUGAUGAGUUCACCUUAAAGUACAUGGAGAAGAAUUCAGAUAGGUUUCCUUAUAGCAACCUUGAAUUGGCUCUUAAAAAGAUGAAAGAACUAGAACCGAGGUCCAAAGAGAUCAAGCAGGUAUUUGCAGCUGCUGACUCUGAUCACACAAAGGUGGUGGAGUUUAAUACAUUUAGAGACUUGCUGUUACAUAUGAAUGUCAAAAAUCUCACAGAGCAGGAUAUUAUAACCAUUGCACGUCACUACCGUGCGCCUGAUGAACCAUGUCCACAACUGAGUAUCUUAAUAGCAAAGGCCCAUGACCGGCUCAAGAAAAGCCUCUAUGAAAAUUUUGACACGCUCAUUUUACGUUGUAUGUGUGAAGAUCGAGAACAAAAACAUGUAUUGCCUACCAAAGACAUCAGGAGGCUGUGCAAAGCCUCCAGGCUACCACUGAAGGGAGAUCUUCUGGAAUCCCUACUGGCCAAGUUUGAAGACAGUGACAAACAAAUAAAUUACAAGACAUUUUUCACAAUCCUAAACUGGAGAUUGACUCCAAUGCCUAAUUUGACAGCAGAAUCAUUUCUUAAAGAGGUAUGUGAAGAUAUUUGGUUCGGGAUGCCAUCACCCAUUCCUGCAAAAUACAUUCAGUACUUAACCUUUUUGAAGGACGUGUUUGGCUUAGAUGAAUAAUCAUGGCCAUUUUGGCCACAUCUCUUUCAUUUACUGCUCUAAUUUUGCCGAGUAAAUUUUCAUAGAUAUAAUUUCAUUCUAGAAACAAAGAAGCCAUAUUCAUGCUGAAUGGAAAUCCAUAAACCACAAUUAAUCUUCUUUUGUCACUUUAGUCUUUCAGAACAUCCUAUUAUAUUGCUGAUGUGCCAGCACUAUUAACAAUGCCAUUCAGUGUUGAAUAUUUUAUUAUAUAUGAUUUAUUAAUACCAAAAAAUCUUAUGAUAAUUUUCCAUCCGGCAUAAUUUGAUUCACUACAAUACAAAAAGAAAUUGACUCUUAAUGGCCAUACCCAGCAAUAUAAAAACAAAUUACAUCAGAGCA
This is a messenger RNA of Ochotona princeps (American pika), 2734 nucleotides long. It is a transcript of the gene EFHC2, whose product is annotated as EF-hand domain containing 2. The transcript has 15 exons. The record is from RefSeq and is a predicted model, not a curated record. Gene Ontology annotation, molecular function: calcium ion binding. Gene Ontology annotation, cellular component: microtubule. Bases 113 to 2374 code for a protein of 753 amino acids. NCBI's taxonomy places the organism in Eukaryota, Metazoa, Chordata, Mammalia, Lagomorpha, Ochotonidae. Gene Ontology annotation, biological process: regulation of neuron projection development.